GUGUCCUGACUUUGCAUUCUCAAUACAAACAAAUACUCUCUACCUAAAAAAAACAAUAAACAACAAAACACAUCUUUGGAUCGUCGGUGAGGUUGUAGGAGAAGGGGUUUGUGAAAUGGAGUCGAGUCAGGAUGUGGAGAAUCUGAGUAGAGCUAUCGAGAAGCUUCCUAAUGAGAAGAGGAAUAGAGCAGCUUCUGGUGACGCUUUCAUUGAAGACGACGAUGAUCAGCUUUUGCUCUCUAGGCUUAUCUCUCAGUUGCGGUUCUGGAUUCGUGUAGAAUUUCCCGGAAACUCAGCGAAUGAAUGUGGAUUUCAAAACGUGGCCAGAUUUGUAAGAAUCACACGCGUGCUGUUACGCGCCACCGCGAAUGUCGUCGGAAUUUUGAAAUUGAGACGACCAAUCGGAGCGAUCCACCAUCAAUUCAGCACUGCGUCGUCUUCUUCGUCGUCGUUCUCGGUUAAACCAAACGGAGGAAUCGGAGAAGGAGCGAAUCUGAUCUCCGGUCGUCAGCUUCGUCCGAUUCUUCUUCUCGAUUCGUCGGCGAUCAACGGCGGAGAGAAAAGAGAGAUUCUGAAACCGGUUAAAGCCGCCGCUGCUGAAGGUGGAGAUACCGCUGUUGCUGAAGGUGGCGAUCAACGGCGGAGAGAAAAGAGGUCUGUUUCUAGCUUACUCGGUGUUGAAUCGUUUGACUCGAUUGAAAACCCUAAUGUUGUUCCCGGUUCGAGACUCGAGUCGGCUUUGGACGAAACCGGAAUCGAACCGAGUGUUGAGUUGGUUCUAGCGUUGUUUGAUCGGUUAAGUUCAUCGCCGAUGUUGCUUCACUCGGUGUUCAAAUGGGCGGAGAUGAAACCUGGGUUUACGCUAUCUCCUUCACUGUUUAAUUAUGUUAUCAAUUCUCUGUGUAAAGCUCCGAAAUUUGAAAUUGCUUGGUCGUUGGUUUUUGAUCGAAUAAUGGUUCAAUACAAGAGACUAAUCAAAAAAGGGGAAAAGCUUAGACUUCCUGUAAAAGAAGGUGGCUCCGGUGCCAACGUCGUCGCCGUCUCCGGCGGUGGCUACUCAAAGACAACCAAACAGAAGAUUCUCUUUAUUAUCUUUCUCUCUUUACUCUCAUGCUGUUACAUCUUCAGCUUCUCCUCUUUCUCUCUUCUAGAUGCUUUUAGCAGAGAAAGUAAAGGAUUUGGUCCUUAUGAACUGUUCAUUGCACCUCUUUGUUUAGGAACCUCAAAUGGAACAAUUUGUUGUGACAGAACCGGUUUUAGAUCCGACGUUUGUAUCAUGAAAGGAGAUGUUAGGACAAACUCUGCUUCUUCAUCAGUCUUCCUCUUCACUUCCCUCAAUAACAAGACAAAGAUCACUAAAAAGAUCAAACCUUACACAAGAAAAUGGGAAACUAGUGUGAUGCAAACAGUUCAACAACUCAAUCUCGUUUACAGAGAUGAAAAGAACAAUUCUAAAGUCUCUGUUGAUGAACAUAAUAACAACAUCUGCGAUGUGUUCUAUAACGUUCCCGCUGUGUUUUUCUCAACUGGUGGAUAUACCGGAAAUGUUUACCACGAAUUCAACGACGGAAUCAUCCCUUUGUUCAUCACUUCACAUCACUUCAACAAGAAGGUUGUGUUUGUGAUUGCUGAGUAUCAUAGUUGGUGGGUUAUGAAAUAUGGAGAUAUCGUUUCUAAGCUAUCCGAUUAUCCUCCUGUCGACUUUAAUAGCGACAAGAGAACGCAUUGUUUCAAGGAAGCUAUUGUGGGAUUGAAGAUUCACGACGAUUUAACCGUUGAUUCAUCGUUGAUGUUUGGGAAUAAAACGAUUCUUGAUUUCAGAAAUGUGUUGGAUCAGGCUUAUUGGCCUCGUAUCCGUGGAUUGAUUCAAGAGGAAGAACUCGAGGCAGCCAACAAGACCGCUAAAAGGGUUCAAGAAGACAGUUUCAAGAAACCGAAAAUGGUGAUUCUGUCGAGAAAUGGAUCGAGGGAGAUACUAAAUGAGAGUCUUUUGGUGGAAUUAGCCGAGGAAAUUGGAUUCAUCGUCUAUGUUUUGAGACCGGAUAAAACAACAGAGCUGGCAAAAAUCUACAAAUGUUUGAAUUCUAGCGAUGUGAUGAUCGGUGUUCACGGAGCUGCAAUGACACAUUUCCUUUUCUUGAAACCGAAAACUGUCUUUAUACAGAUUAUACCAAUAGGAACCGAAUGGGCAGCUGAGACUUACUAUGGAAAACCAGCCAAGAAGAUGAGAUUGAAGUACAUUGGUUACAAGAUUAAACCGAAAGAGAGCUCUUUAUAUGAUGAAUAUGGCAAAGAUGAUCCCAUAAUCCGAGAUCCUAAGAGUUUUACUCAAAAAGGAUGGGACUACACUAAGAAGAUUUAUCUCGAGCGCCAGAACGUGAAGCUUGAUUUGAAAAGAUUCAGGAAACCGUUGUCUCGUGCUUAUGAUUUCUCAAUGAAGCGAAUUGGACCGCCAUGGAUCGGGAACGGCUCGGGGUGUUGUGGUGAAAAAGAUCUGCUUGCGCUUUUCUUCUUCGGUCUUGGCAUUUGUCAAGUUAUUCCAUGGUCUUCCCCUGUUGUUUUUUUCGGUUCUGGCCAUUGUUCCUCUGCCUUGGUGUUGUGUUUUGUAUCGAAUGUCCUGGAAAAUCUCUCGUGUGGUGAGACGGACUCGAUGCCUUUUGCCAUUGGCUCUUUGCUCAUCUUCCCUGGCUGGUUCUUCUGUCUCAUCAAGAUUUGCUUCGUUUGGAGUUCGUGGGUCGCUAUUUUGCCAUCAUAUGCGCAGAGAGAGGAGCUAUUCAUGGGUUUUGAUUCGGUUCCUCUCCACAAGACAAAUAAGGCAUUUGUGCGUCGAUCCCUUAGCUUCAAGUUCAGGCCUUUUCCUUUGAGAUUCUUGUGUUUUCUAGUUAAUUCAAUCUUUGGAGAGCCCAGAUUGAUUGAUUUUGUUGUUCAGAGAGAUAUGGGGAGAGGAAGGAUUGAGAUUAAGAAGAUUGAGAAUGUCAACAGUCGUCAAGUCACUUUCUCUAAACGACGAAACGGUUUGAUGAAGAAGGCUAAAGAGCUUUCGAUUCUCUGUGACGCCGAGGUUGCUCUUAUCAUCUUCUCCAGCACCGGCAAGAUUUACGAUUUCUCCAGCGGCUGUAUGGAGCAAAUUCUUUCCAGAUAUGGAUACACUACUGCGUCUACUGAGCAUAAACAAAGAGAAAAACAACUUCUAAUUUGUGCUUCACAUGAAAAUGAAGCUGUGUUGCGAAAUGAUGAUUCUAUGAAAGGGGAACUUGAAAGAUUACAGCUUGCAAUUGAGAGACUUAAGGGUAAGGCGCUUGACGGUAUGAGUUUCCCGGAUCUUAUUUCUCUUGAAAACCAGUUGAACGAGAGCUUGCAUAGUGUCAAGGAUCAAAAGACACAAAUCCUGCUCAACCAGAUUGAAAGAUCCAGGAUACAGGAGAAAAGAGCAUUGGAAGAAAACCAAAUCUUGCGCAAACAGGUGGAGAUGUUGGGGAGAGGUUCAGGACCAAAAGUGUUGAACGAAAGGCCUCAAGUUUCUAGCCCAGAAGCCGAUCCCGAGAGCUCUUCAUCAGACGAGGAUGAGAAUGACAACGAGGAGCACCAUUCCGAGACUUCCUUGCAGUUGGGGUUGUCGUCGACGGGGUAUUGCACAAAGAGAAAGAAGCCGAAGAUCGAACUGGUCUGCGAUAACUCUGGGAGUCAAGUGGCUUCUGAUUGAUGGAAUCGAUUAUUCUUCUAAUCCUGGUGUUUAGGGUCUUCUAUGUGUAUCUUCUUGUUGCGGGCUGUUCUUUUGCUUUAUUUCAUCUCAAGUAGAGUUUUCUUAAUGUUUAGGUGAACAUUUUUCCUCAAUCAAGAAGGAUUUGAUCAAUCAAUAACAUUAGAUUUUCUUA
Messenger RNA from Arabidopsis arenosa, 3875 nucleotides. The record is from the annotation of a GenBank genome assembly. NCBI's taxonomy places the organism in Eukaryota, Viridiplantae, Streptophyta, Magnoliopsida, Brassicales, Brassicaceae.